Drosophila subpulchrella is the source of this 1029-nucleotide messenger RNA. RefSeq lists its product as uncharacterized. Bases 609 to 776 code for a protein of 55 amino acids. The record is from RefSeq and is a predicted model, not a curated record. NCBI's taxonomy places the organism in Eukaryota, Metazoa, Arthropoda, Insecta, Diptera, Drosophilidae. The transcript has 4 exons.
CACCUUAACAUCGUGUAUUGGUUAUCAGCAUUCUCCAGACUUGUGCGAAUAGAUAAUGCUGUGCUGCUGUGGUAUCUGUAAGAAAACGAUCUACCCAAUUUGCGCAAUCGGAUUUCAUAAAAGCGGAAGUGUGAAAGAGCUAUGAACGUCUUCAGCAAAUUUGGCGAAUCGAUAACCAUUGUUUUGCAGCUCUGCUGGAAUCAUUAUGGUCAUAUUGUGCAGUGACGUAGAGUCGUAUGUUCGUACUUUGGAGAAAAUAUAUUCCUGAAAGGUUUAUUUGGCAAAAUUAAUCAUUUACUUUUGUUGGAAUCAGCAACGAAUUGAUGUAAACCCGAGCGAAAGAAAAGUUGAGAGACGAGAAAAACACAAUUUUUUUGCGAUAUAAAAGCGCCCCAUAAGCGUAACUAAUAUUUACAUAUUAGGACUGGAUCGCUCCUGAAAAAAGCCCAUCAAUUUUCCAGUGGCAGUGCGAUUUGUUUGUUUUUGGUUUAUCCAUAAUAUAUAUUUUCCGAGUCAAUUUGCGAUUGACUUAACAAAGAGAUACGAUAUCUUUGUCUAAUUUGCGAACUGGCAUUGCGCACCCCAAAGGAGGGGAAACAAAAUCUUAUAUGACUUUUGAAAGAUUCGGUGAAACACCAGUAAAAAAAACCGUACGUCUUAUUGAGAAAAAACGGAGUAAAGGGUUCGAGCUGUGCAUGAAUUUAAAAGGGCGAACCAUAAGUCACCGGACUUCGAGUAACAGACAUCGGAAGUUACAGCCAUUCAGGUACACAUGAGCCUGCUGCUUUGCCAUUUUUUUAAAGACUUAAACUGGUAAAUUUACAAUAUAAAUAAAUAUAUAUGUAUAUAUAUAAAUACGUAAUUCUAUUUAUAUAUAUAUAUGUAUAUAUUUAAUUAUACAUAUAAUAACGGAAAGCAUAGAAUAGCUGAAUAUUUACCAAGGCAAGGAAAUUCAACCAAUACUUCAGCAAAAUACCCCCUUGCAAGACAACUAUAAGAAAUACUACCCUCAAGCAAUUCUUGCAGAAU